AUGGAAGAACUAAAAGAGAACGUAACUGAGUAUUUCAUAUCCUUUAUCUUGAAUAAACUACCAGAAGAAAACGAUUACGCAAAAGAGCGAAGAAAACAGUUUGCUCAGACAAUAAUCCACGAAAAGUCCUCCCAAAAAAUAAUCCUCGAAGCCCUACUAAAGCUGUACCCAAUUGUAACAAAUCAUAUUGUACAAGACAAACGGAAAAAAGAUAUUGAAAAAGGCUUAAUCGGAAAAGAAUACCAGCACGACUCUAUUUUCCUUACCAAAGAAAUGACGCAGACUCAGUACGAAAGCUUUAUCAAUAACUACACACAGAUUCAGCAACAAGUCAAAAAUCUUGCAAUCAUGCUUGACAAAGAUGCACAGAUAAACUCAAUUAUAUCUGAAAAAGAAAUUAAAGAAAAAAUUGACUUUGCGAUCACAAAACGUUUUCAAAGCGACAAACUCGUUGGACUUCUAACUGAAAUGGGAGGGUAUGAGCCAGAGUUUUUUUUGGAUAUUAGGGAUAUUAGUCAUGAUACUUGGAACAAGCAUGUAGAGGUGGAAAGACUGCUGAAAGAAGAAAUGAUCGUCCAUGAGAGAAAAUUCAACCACCUUGAUUCGAAAUAUCUUUACAAACUGAUGUGAAUGAAAGAAAGGGCUGGGUUAAAGAUACAAAAGUUGGAAAAAUAUAUAGAUGACGCUUGGACAAAAAGCAGAGAAGAUGUUGACAGAGUUAAGAUGACUCUUCAAGAUGAGUAUUCAUUACAAUAUGAAAACUAUUUAAAAGAGGAAGCUGUAUUGAGAAGUGCUGAAAAAGAAGAACCUAUCACUGACUUGCCGUCUGCGCUCAGAAAAAUCAAGCAGCAGCUUGCAGCUAGAAAAAUUUUAGAAAAAAAAUUGGUGCAAGCUGAUAAAGUUAUCAGAGGAAUUGACAACAAGCUGAAAAUCGUAAUGGAAAAAAAUAAAGACCUUAAUGAAAAAUUCUCCGGGAUGAGAUAUAACAAUGAAAAGCUUAUCACGUCAUUUCUAUGGCUUGUUGAUAAGUCGAGGCUACUAGAUAUGCAUCGAGAAAAGUCAAAAACAUAUGUGGCUAAGCUGAAAUUUGAAAAAUUAGCAGAAAAACUAACAGAGGGGAAAUUCCCUGAAAGUAUGACCCAAGAAAUUAUUUUAAAAAAAUUUUAUGAUAUCAGGGAGUCUUUAAAUUUAGUUUCGUUAACGACUAAUGACUCAAUGACCAAGGUCAGGAUCGGGAAAUUAUUAGGAGAUUUGAAAGUAGAAGAUAUAUUGCAAGAAGCAGAGAAAAAAAGCUAUGAGACUGCUAUGGCACAGCUGCAGCAGCUUCAAGUUGCAAAUGAAAAGAAAAACAAAAAAACAAGCAAGAAAAAUGUCCUGAAAAGAGCCAUGGAGCCAAAAGAGAUUAAACCUGAAACAAAAGAUACCAAGACUGACUCUAAAGAGCCGAAACUAGAUUUAAAAGAGCCCAAGCCGGAUAUUAAACAGCUGAAAUUUGAUACAAAACCAGCCCCUUCCUCUAGAACUCCUAAAAUUGAAAAUCCUGUAAUUUUUGAUUCCCGAAUAAAAAGGUCAAAAAGCUAUAAAUCAACAAAACCUAAAGCUCCACCACCAAAAAAGGUUGAAAGCGAAGAAGAUAUAAAAUCAGAACUUGAAUUAGAAGCCGAAGAGGAAGAAAAAUCCUUAGAUUCCCUUGAGUACUCUUCACUAGAUAUCAAAGGUGUCUUAGAAAAUAUUGAUGAGGAAGCCAAAAAUGAAUCAAUUGACCUUGAUUAUUCUCAAAUUUUAAGCAGAAUUGAGCAAAUUUCACCCAAAAAUGAAGGCGAAGUGCCUAUCAAGCAGCCGUUAGAAAUUGCAUUCCCUCGGGUAAUAGAAAAUAUUAGUUAUCAUAAAGGUAUUAGGUCUCACAAGCAUAGUGCCCCCGAUACAAGCCGCCAAAGCUCUCAGAGAGACAGCGAAAUGAACACAGAGCCACUGCCACCUGAAGAGACUACUGAUGAUUUGAGGGUGCAAGAAACCUAUCAGACCGAAAAUUCAGAAAAUGAGAAUUUUAGCGAUGAGUAUAUUGAUAAGCCAUUAGAAUUUACUGACACCUUGAAUUUUACAGAGCCUAGGAGCUCUGUGGAACCUAGAAAUUUCGCAGAGGAGGUUAUGGAUGUCCCUUCAUGUUCUGAAGAAAGUGAAAUGGAGGAUUAUAAUAGCACUGCUCCUGCUUCAAUAGAUACAAGAUCACGAAUGAUUGAGUCCUCUUCACAGCUAUUGGGGCAUCAGCCAUCUCAAAUGAAUAUGGUGACACGCCUGCAAACUCCAGGUGAAGUAAGAAGCUUUAAAGAUAUGCUUUUCAGCAUUCUACAAAAAAAUGCAAAAUUGAGUGAUAAAUAUACCUAUUCUAUUUCGCUAAUUGGCCCAAUUGAAUAUCGAAACAAACUUAAAACACUGUCAAUCAAAAAAUUAUAUUAGAUCCUAUUAACAAUAAAUGAAAAAUGCUAUGAUUUUACUUGAUUUUAAUUUUAAUUUGAUUAAAUACUCUUUAAAUUUUUAAUUUAUAAAUAAUCUGAAAAACAAAUUUUAUGAAUAUUGGACAGUAGCGUGUGCUAAUAAGGAGUAAGAGAUCUCUUACAUCUCGAAAUUGAUGGAAUAAAAGUCCAAAAUUUAAUACUAAAACUACUGCGAUCCUAUUUUACCAAAAAAGAAACAAGCUUCACUCAGACUGAUGUAGAAUCUCAAAUGGAGGACUUUUCCAAUGCUUAUGGUAAAAUGAUUAAAUCACUGUUAAAGAAAUCACAAGGGGAUAAAAAAAGAGACCAAAAAGUCUCCGAUGCCCCAUCAGACAUGGAAAAAGAUUUCUGUGUAGAAAGUCUAAAUAAGUAUAAAUCUCUUAUCAAAGAAAAAGGGUUUGAGGAUGAAUAUUACAACUGAGUCAAAGAAGCUACAGGCAGAACCACCGACGCUGUAAAUACCUAUGAAAUUGAAUACCAAAUUGAAGCCCAAAAACUCGGACUUAAAGCAGUUGACAAUGCAGCUGGGAAAAAGCUAUGAGAAGGCGUAAUUAAACGAAGAAUCGAAAAUGGAGAAAAAGACGAAAUUUCUAUAUAUUUAAGAGGGCUGCUAGGAACUGACUUGUAUGAGCCUCAGAAAGAUUAUGUCAUUGGAAUGUUUGAAACAAAAAGCAUAUUUGAGCUCGCCAAAACUAUACAAAAGUUCCCACUUAGAGCAGUAAAGCAUAAGCACAAUUUAAUCAUAAAUAGAUGAAAAAAUGGCUUAUUUUAUUUUUUAAAAAAUAUUUAUAAAAAAUAUUAAAAAAUUAUGAAAAAUUUUUAGUGAAAAAAGUUUAUGCAAGCUUGGCUAAGAAAUCGUGCAGUAAGGACAGGGUGGAAUGUGGAUAUUGCCAAUAAUAUUCAUGACGUAUGAUACUCCCUUGCGACAAAUAUAAAACAUGUAAAGCCGAAGUUUGGAAUUUUAAAAAACAAAAUUGAGCCUUUUAAGAAAAAUCCAGAUGGCCAGAGCCCAGGAUUCGAUUUUUCUUCAAAAUGGGAAGUGCAUUCACUCUCUCCAGUGGCAAAGGUCCAAACAAGACUGGCUGCUACCCAAAAGCCAAGACUUAAGCUAAUGAGCCAAACUCCUCAGCCUGAUAACCGACUGAUCAAGCGAAAAUUUGGUCCUCCAUUCCAGCCAGGUAUUGACUUGACGAUGUCUUACGAUAAAACUUUGGCAGAUUUGGAUACUUCAAAAUCCAAAAAGAAAAUUCUCAUCAGAAAUCGAAUAAAAUUGCCUUAUUUAUAA
This is a messenger RNA of Blepharisma stoltei, 3780 nucleotides long. The record is from the annotation of a GenBank genome assembly. Lineage: Eukaryota; Ciliophora; Heterotrichea; Heterotrichida; Blepharismidae.